Molecule: messenger RNA, 2388 nt
Organism: Paraglomus brasilianum
Lineage: Eukaryota; Fungi; Glomeromycota; Glomeromycetes; Paraglomerales; Paraglomeraceae
Source: the annotation of a GenBank genome assembly
AUGGUAGCUCAAAAAUUCGACUCGCCAAACGGUGUACAUUCGACUAAUUCGAAGACAGCCUCUCGCCAAAGAAUUAUAAACGUAACCCAUCUUAUUCCUCAUUCUCCUAUUCUUCAGAAACAGCCAAAUACAAACGACACUUAUACUUGGUUACUUCGACCCCGUGAUGCUCAUACUGCUCUGUACUCAGGCAUACGCUCACUCAACAAAGAUUGGGAUAAUCUAGUCAUUGGUUACGUCGGUGACAUCAAUCAGGACGAGAACGGACACAUCAAUGGAUACUCAAGUUCACUAGGCAAUUGCAGCGGGAACCUCCUUGACCACAGCGCAUUGACUGAUGAACGUAAAAAAGAAUUGGAAUAUUUGCUGGCGAAAGACAAGGUAUAUCCCAUAUUCUUGAAUGAAGUGGAGCAUCGGGGACACUACGAAGGAUACUGCAAAACUGUAUUAUGGCCUCUCUUUCACUACAUUUUAUGGGACAAGGCCACGGACGGCCGAGAAGAAGCAACAAAUUGGGUACAAUAUGUGAAAGUGAAUGAAAAAUUUACUGAUAAGAUAGUAGAAAUAUAUAAACCAGGCGAUAUUGUUUGGAUCCAUGAUUAUCACUUGCUAAUGGUGCCCGAGUUGUUACGGAAAAGACUACCAGACGCUAUAAUCGGUUUAUUUAUCCAUGCGCCAUUUCCGAGUUCGGAGAUAUUUAAAUGUCUACCCAAGCGUAAUAAGGUGCUUAAUGGCAUGCUUGGUGCUAAUUUAAUUGGAUUUCAGACGUAUUCAUAUGCUCGUCAUUUCACCAGCAACUGUACGCGUAUUUUAGGAUACGAGUCUACUUCUAGCGGUGGUGUAAGCGCUCAAGGAUUAGUUGUUGCAGUCGGUACAUUCCCAAUCGGAAUCGAUACUCAGAGAGUAGAGUCACGGAGGAAACUUCCUGGGGUACAAUCAAAGAUGGCAGUGAUUAAAGAAAUGUACGCUGGAAAGAAAAUUAUCGUCGGAAGGGACAAAUUAGACUUGGUCAAAGGUGUUUUACAGAAACUGCAUGCUUUUGAACAGUUUCUCAAAGAUUACCCGGAAUGGCGUAAUAAGGUUGUUCUCAUUCAAGUCACUUCCCCCGCCCUCAGCGAGUCCCCAAAGCUGGAAGUCAAAGCGUCAGAGCUAAUUGCGCGCAUCAACGGCACAUAUGGAUCUCUUGAGUUUACGCCUGUACAUCAUUAUCACAACGACAUUGAUCAAGAUGAAUAUUAUUCGUUAAUGAGUGUAGCUGAUAUUGGGUUAAUCACAUCAGUACGCGAUGGAAUGAAUACAACGUCACUAGAAUAUAUCGUGUGUCAGAAGGACAACCAUGGACCGCUGAUUCUAAGUGAAUUUACUGGAACAGCCGGCUCUCUCAGUACAGCUAUCAUGGUCAAUCCAUGGGACUAUAAGGGGGUUGCACGAGCUAUUUACGAAGCACUGAAUUUAUCUCGGGAAGAGAAACAAGUCAAACACAUGUUGUUAUAUGAUCUUGUCUCAUCAUAUACGGCUGACUUCUGGGCCCAGUCUUUCAUUAAAGAACUUCUUGCAAAUUCUAAUUCGACAGAACGAUCCACACCAACGCCAUAUCUCAACACUGAUCUCAUGAUUAAUAACUACAACUCGUCAAAUAAACGGUUACUGCUCUUUGACUACGACGGCACCUUGACACCCAUUGUUAGGAUACCGAGCGCUGCUUUACCGCCGCCUCAUAUGCUAACAGCAUUGGAGGCUUUAUCGUCGGAUCCAAAGAAUGACGUCUGGAUAAUUUCAGGACGCGAUCAGAAAGCAUUGGAAGAAUGGUUGGGACAUGUACCAAGGCUUGGGCUCAGCGCUGAACACGGCAGUUUCCUCAAGCAUCCUGAAACCAAUAAAUGGAUCAAUCUCACUGAGGACAUGGACAUGAGUUGGAUGACUGAUGUUACCGAAAUAUUCACAUAUUAUACAGAAAGAACUCAAGGAUCAUUCGUCGAGAAUAAACGAUGUUCGCUUACAUGGCAUUAUCGCAAUGCAGAUCCAGACUAUGGCGCAUUCCAAGCCAAAGAAUUGCAAAAUCAUUUAGAAGGUGUCAUACUCACGAAAUUUCCGGUAGAAAUUCUUCUUGGCAAGAAGAACCUGGAAGUAAGACCAACACAGGUUAACAAGGGCGAAAUAGUGAAGCGUCUCAUUUCAAACACUCCUGGCGUCGAUUUUAUCUUCUGUGCGGGAGAUGACAGGACAGAUGAAGAUAUGUUCAGGGCUGUUAGGAAAUCCGACGUAUCUGAAAAAUCUAGUUUCUGCGUUACUAUUGGUACUGAGUAUAAGAAAACUAUGGCAGAAUGGCAUGUCGGCUCUCCAGAAGAAGUUAUCAAGACAAUGCAUAAACUUCUUGGAACUAACUGA